AUGAGUACUAUAGCAAAACUAGGCACCGCAUUUGCUACUACUAAUAUAUACUGGACUGAAUCAAAGGAGGCACACCAUUGCAUAUUGUUCUUAUUAUCCUUGCCAACUUCUGCAAACUUCUGUUCCAAAAGGAGUGAAUACUCUGAGUCUGGCUGGAGAAACAGUGAAAGCUUAUGCUUCUCAUCUCAUCCACUGGAUUACACAACUUAUCAGAAAGUGUAUGUGAAAGCCGUGCAAAAUGGUAUUGAAAUUCAAAACGUCCAUCUUUAUUCGCAUUUGAGGAGUAUUGAGGACUCGAGGUAAAAGAAGGAAACUUUUGUGAAACGAGUAAUUACCAUGUCUUGACUUCUCACCACCACAAAGUCAAGAUAACACGAAAUAAUAUACUUUCAUUUAGAAAAGAGAAUAUAAUUUCCUCAUAAACUUUAUUACAAACAUCAACGAGUAUAUUGAAAAUUCGUGUGAGUCAUGAAAAUUAAAUUUUGAAAACCACAUUAACCUUUAACCAACCUUUCCUGUGAUAUUCCAUCCUCCUCGUUACAUAUACACUAAACUAUAAAUAUUACGUCUAUUAUACAUAAAUAAAUACUCUCUGGAUAUGAUGGGACAUAAUAAACUGCCACUCGUGCUCAUGCUUCUUGUGCUCCAAAUAUUGCAAGAUGCAUCAUCUCUGAAAUGCCACACGUGCAUCAACCAUUUGUGUCCCGAGUCGCAUCCUUUCCUCUGCGAGUCAACGAGACAGUUCAUCCUGGAACGUCUUAAGGACAUUUACUACUCGUAUGGAUCUCAAGUCAAGAUGUGCCCCGACCCCCAUGACGCGGAUGGGUGGGGAAAUCUGGCCGCAACCACGACGGGACGAUGUGGGGAAGAGUCCGAAGGGGAAGCCACCUGCUCCUUGGGCAGGUUUCGAGUGAUCACGACCAUCGUGGAUAGCAAGGAAAACGUGACGUCCUAUGGAACGUCCUUGGGAUGUGCUAAACGUAAAUUGCUGGACGUGGCCAAAGUGGCGACGAGAAAUAACGAGUGCUCGCUAGUUCAUGGUCAGAGCGUGGUGCGAAAUUCGUUACGCCACAGAAUUGAAAUAGAACAUUGCUUCACGGUGAGCGAGAUGUGUAGAAAUGGUGACUUUUGCAUCGAAGCGGAAAGCAGUGCCGUGAAAAAGUUUAGAGAAGAUGUUGAGAGUGAGGGGUCUUCCGUUCCUUUGGGGUUAAUAAUCAGCGGAGUCUUGUUACUUGCUAUUGUUAUCGGCGUCUUAUUUCUUUUGGGAAUUAAAUAUGAUGUCAGACAUUAAAAGGGAUAUAGACCAAAGUACUUCCGUAGUAUUUAUACAUUUGUGUACAAGGAUAAUGUUGUUGUUGACUAACUAAUUAUGCGCUUCUUGGUAUAGAAAUAACUGUCGACGAUUAAUUUAAUUUCGUAUUUUUAUUACCGUUUGUAUAAAAUUUCAGUUACAAUACAAACACAACAAUGCUACCUUUUGCUAACGUAUAGUACCAAAAAUUAUUAUCAGUCUAUAAGAAACCGUUCAUUCAUGUAUUCGUUAUGAAUUAUUAUUACUACAAAUGAAAUAAAUUUUUAAGUAAUCAA
Folsomia candida is the source of this 1587-nucleotide messenger RNA. RefSeq lists its product as uncharacterized. The record is from RefSeq and is a predicted model, not a curated record. The transcript has 3 exons. The coding region runs from base 599 to 1291 and encodes 230 amino acids. Lineage: Eukaryota; Metazoa; Arthropoda; Collembola; Entomobryomorpha; Isotomidae.